AUGGACUACGGUGGGUAUUUUGCGGGCACGCAGACGACGUCGGGGAGUGCGACGGCUAAUGACAGUCCGACGGUUCCGAAUCCGUUUCAGAUGACAGCCGCCAACCUGAAUUUCGCUGCCACCCAGUCCGGCUACGCGGCACACCAAUCUCCAUUGUACGGCCAGUACGCGAAUCCGUACAGUUUGGCAAGCCGCUCGCUUCCCAACCAAUCAAACGGUGUGUAUCGACAGAGCACCGAGCAGCUGCAGGCCUUCUUUAAUACCGGCCUUCAGUAUCAGCUGUACGGGAAGUCGGUGUCGGAGGGGCUACGUGGCGGGGUGCUGCCCGGGUUGCCGAGUUCCAGUCUUGUUGGAGCGCUAUGCGGUGGGAAUCCAGCAGAACGCCGGAAACAGCGCCGCAUUCGGACUACUUUUACUAGUGCGCAGCUAAAGGAGCUCGAGCGGGCCUUCAUGGAGACGCACUACCCCGAUAUCUACACGCGUGAGGAUAUCGCGAUGCGGAUUGACCUGACUGAAGCUAGGGUGCAGGUGUGGUUCCAGAAUCGGCGAGCCAAGUGGCGCAAGCAGGAGAAGCUCAGAAAGUCGAAGGAGGAGAACCCAGCAGACGCCCACGCCGACACUAGCCAAGUGGAUGCACUAGAUAGCAAAGAUCAUCUACUGAUCGCUAGCGAAUUGUUGCUCCCC
Mesorhabditis spiculigera is the source of this 684-nucleotide messenger RNA. Lineage: Eukaryota; Metazoa; Nematoda; Chromadorea; Rhabditida; Rhabditidae. The record is from the annotation of a GenBank genome assembly.